AUGCCACCAAUUCGGUCUAAAACAAAGCAAGAUUCUAUUCACCAAGAGGGUAGGAUCGAGCUAGCAAUUGAGGCUAUUCAGAAUAAAACAAUCUCUUCUAUUUCAGCCGCUGCGCGUACGUAUAGCAUUUCGCGAUCAACACUACGCGACCGCAUCACAGGCCGCGUUUCGCAGACCAAUAUCCACGCAAAUAGUCAUGAAUUGACUCAAUUUGAAGAGGAUACGCUUAAGAAGUGGAUUCUCUCUAUGGACGACCGUGGUGCAGCCCCUCGGCCUAGUAUAGUGCGUGAAAUGGCUGAUUUACUGCUUGCAUUGCGGGGCACUGACCGUGUCGGCAAGAACUGGACUGGAAACUAA
This is a messenger RNA of Penicillium angulare, 357 nucleotides long. RefSeq lists its product as uncharacterized. The transcript has a single exon. Bases 1 to 357 code for a protein of 118 amino acids. The record is from RefSeq and is a predicted model, not a curated record. Lineage: Eukaryota; Fungi; Ascomycota; Eurotiomycetes; Eurotiales; Aspergillaceae. Gene Ontology annotation, molecular function: DNA binding.